UGAGUGGGUUGGGUUUGGUUGGAGUGAAGUUGGACAUGUGCUACACAUGUUUUUUUCCCCUCCUUCUCAAAUUAGCCAGGGAGCGUACAAUGUCAUAGCAGCAAGCCAAUACUAAUUCUAAAAGAAACCUUUUUUAGUCAUAGAAAACGAGCAAACAUAAAGCAAGAAUGGGUGAUGUCAGUGAAGAAUCGUUGCUGGAUUAUUUCUACUCAGCCCGGGGGAAAGUAAAAAAUGCUGAUUUAAUGAAAAUAUACAGACCUUUCAUUGGUCAUAACGACAUGCAGCUGCGUGCCAAAUACAGAGAGGAGUUCAAACGGAUCAUCAACAGGAUUGCUGUUGUGAAUUCAGAUAAUGGUGAGAAGUACCUGAUUCUGAAGAAGAGGUACAUGCAGCAGAAGCAGGGCAGUGAGACAGAGCCUGGGACAGACAGACAGGCCAGUCCUGCGGCUAGCACUGCCAGGCCCUCGGCACCAGUCCAGUGGGAUGUGUCGGGGGUCUCGUCUCUCCACACCCAGGGGGAACCAGACCUCCAGCCUGACCCGGCCAAGAGGGCAGAGGCGAGGAAGCCUUCACAGGUGAUGUGGUGUGGAGGAAGCCCCAGCAUUACCGUCAAAGAGGCACCCAAGCAGGAGCACGUGCAGGAGGACCUGCACACUGAGAGGACCCCCUCACCGUCCAUUUCAAAGAAAACCCUAGCGCACAGUAACGGAGAGGAUGAGCUAGACAGGGACUCCGGGUCAAAGUCCGAGUCGGAAGAGGAGUGUAUGGGCAGUAUGCGCUCCACCCCAGUGGCUCUGGACCCUGUGGAGAAGGAAUGGAUCUACUCUGCUACUUGUGGCCGUCUCUCUGACCUCUCCCAGCUGCUAAAACAGGAGCCCUCCCUGGCCAACAAGAAGGACUUUGUUUCAGGGUUUACAGCUCUACACUGGGCAGCCAAACAUGGCAAAGAGGACAUGGCUACCAUGAUGGCUAACGCAGGAGCUGAUGUUAACACUAGAUCUCAUGGGGGCUAUACACCCCUGCAUAUUGCAGCAUUGCAUGGCCAUCGACACAUUUUGGAGCUGCUCAUUGGAAAAUAUGGUGCGAAGAAGAAUCUGCGGGACUACAGCGGCCAUCUUGCCUGCCAGUACCUGAACAUCAGGGAGCCUACAGAGGAAGACCGAGCAGCUCCAGAGGAGAUACAGUUCCCUGAGUUCCAUGCCAGAGACCGCAGCAGGAACAGGAAGUUGGUCUCGUUGUUCCAGUCCAAGAAGAAGUGGGGCUCAGCGGAGGAGCUAGCCCCUGUAAAGGAGAGGGUGGCACUAGCGCCCCAUCAACUCAUGGUCCCCGCAUUCAGACCCAGGAAAUUCUCACGCUAAGGAAGAAGCUAGCCAAAUGUCCCACAUUCAACGACAUCACAGAAAUGACAUCACAAAAACAUGUUCAGUCACUGUGUGUUUAUUCGAAUGUUAUUGUAUGCUUUUAUAGUAUUUAUGCUGUAUGCUUUUAUGUUGUAGGGAGCUGUAACUAUUUAAUUAUUUAGUUUGUUGUUUACUGCCUUGAUUGUAUUGUUGCAAUCUCCCAAAAUUAUUUGAUUAUCAUUUAAUUCCAUUUUAAAAGUAGAAUUUUAUUCUAGUGAGAUAAAAUGUUACAUUACAUACGGAGCUAUUUUGCAUGCUGCAUUUGUUUUCUUGCUCUUUCAAUUUAGUGUGUAUUUGAAUUUUACUUGCCUUUUCCUCACCGUGUUUAGUGAAGACCGUGCCCAAAUUUCUAGUUUCCAAGCCGAUCUGACAUUCCAGAUUUGAAGUGCCACGUUUACAUGUUGAUGAUUGCACUAUUACAUUGUCAGUUGGUUGAUUGUCAUAAGGGACAAUAUUUUCUAUUGGUUCACCCUCUGUGCAUUUCUCAUUGUAUUUCACGUUGUAUUUCUAUUGAAGGACAAAACGAGGGACAAUAUUAUUUUAUUGGUUCACCCACUGUAUUUCACGUUGUAUUUCAAUUUGUAUUUCACAUUGUAUUUCACGUUGUAUUCUUUUGAAAGACAAAACAAUACCAGAGUACUGGCAUAGAAUAGUCAGUUCAUAAUGAAGUGCCUUAUUCAAUUGUGAAACAAGUUAGUUGAUGUGCCAUGGCUUUGCAUCAUGUUUUUCCUCAAGUUGUUUGUAUUGCCUCAAUUUGAACCUGCCUCUUCAAGCUUGUUUUGUUUUGCACAUUAUUUAUAUUUGAGAUAUUUUGAUAUUAAAGUGCUAUGUUGUGCUACUAA
Messenger RNA from Salmo salar (Atlantic salmon), 2242 nucleotides. Lineage: Eukaryota; Metazoa; Chordata; Actinopteri; Salmoniformes; Salmonidae. The record is from RefSeq and is a predicted model, not a curated record.